AUGCGACGACUUGGACUUCUCGACGGAGACAAUCUUCGCUAUGCUGUCAGCACCUGUCUAUACGACUACCCCAAGUCCGGAAAGAACAGGCAGAUCAACUCACCAUGCGUGACCGAGUACGCUUGCGAGCCUCUAGAUACUCCCGUCACCGGCGACGAACUUGAUUCGAAGAACGAGGACACCUGGAACUACUGUGAAGCGGACGAUGGCUCAUUCAAAAAGUCGACAGUAUGGACGUGUGUCAAUUGUUUGCGAGUAGAGCAAUACACUUACCUCGCCAACUUCAUGGUUGCGCUUCAAGCUGGUUGUGAACAAAAGCCUGAGAAGGGCCACAUUGCAUCGCUCAGUGGGAGUGUCUUCAGCAACUCACCCAUCAACAUCACCGAGCCUGUUGUCGACAUCAGGACAAAGCCCAAAGGUGCCGGUAGCAACGAACUCACGACCGGCGCAAUCGUUGGUAUCGCGGUCGGCGUGGGACUGUUCCUGGUCGGUGGUGUCGCUCUGCUAUUCAUGUACUAUCGUCGCCAGCGGCAGAUGAAACGCAACGAGAAGUCGAGUUUCGAGCGCCGCGAUAGCGACUAUGGCGCCACUCCCGAUCCUAUUCUGCCUCCCGGUAACGGCAAGAUGACUGCCUCCUUGAGGUCGUACACGCCACAGAACGGCUAUGACACCAAGGGGCAAGUGGUGACAAGCGGCGAGUAUGACGACAAGCUGGAAGAGGACUGUGGUCUUUCUAAGAUCAACUAUGCCUUUGACCCUCGCUCCAGAUUCCGCGGUCCGGGGAGCGCCCUGCCAUCACACGAAGCAUACAUCCCUCGCGGCGUAGCACAGUUACGUCCAGGAGCAGGCGGAGGUCUUGCUAGGUCACGCGACGACUCCCCUCAUCGAGGGCAUGAGCGAGCCCACACUGUUGGAUCCAUGACUAUGCAGACCUGUCUCAACUCAUCUUCCGGGGCAAUACAGGCUGCCGACCACGCGGCGAUUCGAGCGCCACCUCCAGCGUCGAGGCGCACGGCUUCUGUGGACGGACUCCCGGGCUUGCCACCUCCACCACCAGGUCCACCUCCAGCACCAAGUACAAGCGUGCCACCACCUCCUCCAGGUUCUCCGCCCAAGGGCCAUAGCAAAACCCCGUCGAUAGGUCUGCCUUCACUGCGCAGGCUCCGAGGUGCAAAACAAUACACCCCGCCAACGGUGGAGGACGUCACACGGGAUGCGUCAAUGUCCAUCUCCCAACCAGUGAUGCGUUCGGGCUCGCGAUUCAAGGACAAGCCUUUACAGGGCGGCUCAGUUUAUGCUACAGACGGACGGGUACCCAACAGUGAUGCUGCGAAUGGCUAUGUCGAGGUGCCAAUGCGUAGCGGCAAGAGCACGCUCUACGGGUAUUGA
Molecule: messenger RNA, 1389 nt
Organism: Emericellopsis cladophorae
Lineage: Eukaryota; Fungi; Ascomycota; Sordariomycetes; Hypocreales; Bionectriaceae
Exons: 3
Coding region: 1-1389 (462 amino acids)
Source: RefSeq, a predicted model, not a curated record